UUAGUAAUUAAUAUAUUCGGUGUCUAAAGUUAUUAAAUUUCCGUAAAACAAUAUAUUCAAUAAUAAGUAAAUAUAGCCAAUUACUGUUAAAGGAGAGAUCAAUCUAUAGCUGCUAUCUUUGUAAACGGAGUAACGCGAAUAUGAAAGAAAAUAAACAGAUUAGUAAUGGAAUUAUGUUUCAUCAUUUUAAUAAUUAGUAAAUAUGAAAAUUAAAUAAUAUAUACAUACAUUCUGUACAAAAAGUAUCUAGAAUUUUUCAUUUAAAAGUCCCGCUUAAAAAGUAUCGGCAAUUUUGUUUUCUUUAAGUUGGCAUCGCUGUACCUAAUUACUAGACGCAUCAUAUGGUUGAGAUCUUGUUUACAGCUGAUGUUUAUGUUAGUCGUACUCAACAGGAGUUUGCUGUUUUUAUAAUAGAAAAUAAAGUGGAACAAAAAGUUGUAUUAAAUUUCAUGUGAGAAAUCGUUGAAAAUGAUUAAAAGAGUAUUUUAUAUUUUAUUUAACGAUUAUAGGGGUAUUUUUUGUACAGAAUAUAUUAAUAGUUUGUGCAAAUGUAAUACAUUUGUGUGUAAACAUUUGAAAAAAGAAAAACAAUGAAGGCCACAUCGGAUAAGUAUAAUAUAAUGUAUAAUAUGUUACAUACACCUUUAUAUUAUAUAUUGUUACGUCGUCACGUAAUAAACUAUCGACAUCCAAUGAAAACAGAUUUGUUUCAGUUUAUGAAAUUGACCAUGUAGAAAAGUGAUCCAAUCAGACAGGGUAGUUAUUAUUCUCAUUCUGAUUCUUAAUCAAAUUUCUUGUUCAAUUUCUUGUUCAAUUUUGAGUUAACCCAAUUUGAGUGAGUUUUAGAAGCUCCAAGCAGUAAGUUACGUCAAAAUAAGUUUUGUUUACCAUUACAUCCGUCUUCUGAUAUAGUUUGACUAUACAGGAAAAACUUUUUUAUACAAUGUAUAUUUUUGUUUACGUUGUUAUAUCAUAAUUUAUAUUAUUAACGAUAUUAAUAUUUAUAAAUAAUAUAAGAAAUAUAAUUAGUAUUGAAUUUAAUUAAGAUGCCUGUGUUUAGUGGUCACUUGAAACAUUCAAUAAAUUUAUCAUUGAUUGAUCUACAUACAAAGUUAAAUAAUAAACAAGAAGACAAAUUAGAUAGUAUACCUGCAGUGAGUAAAAGGUACGAUUCAAAAGUUUUAAUUGGAAAUUGGCUGGAGCGUCGUACACCUUACAUACCUUUCUCUAAUGAUUGGAUAACAAUAUACAAGCAACAUUAUAAACCUUACGAUACCAACAUAUACAAAAAAGAUCGAAUAGAAUUUUGGAAUAAUAAAAUAGAAAAUGAAGGUUUGUCAAGUACAUUAAUGGAUUGUCAUGAAAAAUCCUAUUGUAACAAUAUGACCACAACAUAUGAUUUAAGCUACAGAAUUCUACCUAAGCAGUUACAAAAAUCUUAUAGAAUUUAUAAUCUAAGGAAAAAUAAAUGGUUACCGGAACAAGAUUUAACUAAAGAUUUUGGGAAUUUAACAAAAACUGGUAUUAAAGAUGCAUUACAAGUUUGGUGGGACAGUAUUUCAGACGAUGCAAUAAAGUUUUGCAGAUGGAGAACUACGUAUCAAGAUGAGUACAAAUUUCAGGAUGUUUCUCUUAUAAAUAAGAAGUUUCAUAAACAACGAUUGAACACAAACAUAUCAUAUUUAAGCAGCUUAAACCAUAUCAAUGAAUAUUCGAACGGUUGUCCGGUUGCCUUUUCUAACUAAAAUAGCAAAAUUGUAAAUUAAAAGUGGCACAUUUUCUCAAAUAUUUUCCUUCUUCUGUUCUUUUUAAAGAUAAUAUAAC
Messenger RNA from Polistes dominula (European paper wasp), 1824 nucleotides. Its product is annotated as cilia- and flagella-associated protein 107. NCBI's taxonomy places the organism in Eukaryota, Metazoa, Arthropoda, Insecta, Hymenoptera, Vespidae. Gene Ontology annotation, cellular component: axonemal microtubule. The record is from RefSeq and is a predicted model, not a curated record. Gene Ontology annotation, biological process: flagellated sperm motility.